AUGGGUCCAAUGGGAGGGACGCGCCUCGCGGACCUGACGUUCGUCAUCACGCUGCCGCUGUGGGCUGUGUACACCGCGCUGGGUUACCACUGGCCGUUCGGCGUGGCUCUCUGCAAGAUCAGCAGCUAUGUGGUGCUAGUAAACAUGUACGCAAGCGUUUUCUGCCUGACCUGUCUGAGUUUUGACCGCUACCUUGCCAUCGUCCACUCUCUGUCCAGCGGGCGGCUCCGGUCCCGGGCCACCAUGCUGGCGUCGCUGGGUGCCAUCUGGUUCCUCUCGUGCCUGCUGGCCGUGCCAACUCUCCUGUUCCGCACUACAGUGAAUGACGCCGGGAACAACCGCACCACCUGUGCGAUGGACUUCAGUCUGGUCACUCUCAAUCAGCAUCACGAAUCCCUUUGGAUUGCAGGUCUAAGCCUUUCGUCCUCCGCUCUUGGUUUUCUUCUGCCUUUCUUGGCCAUGACCGUCUGCUACUGCUUCAUCGGCUGCACGGUCACCCGGCAUUUCAGCCACCUGCGCAAGGAAGACCAGAAGAAGCGUCGUCUCCUGAAGAUCAUCACUACCUUGGUGGUGGUUUUUGCAUUCUGCUGGACGCCUUUUCAUGUGCUGAAGAGCAUGGAUGCGCUGUCAUACCUAGACCUGGCACCCACCUCGUGCGGCUUCCUAAACUUUCUGCUUCUGGCUCAUCCGUAUGCCACAUGCCUGGCGUACGUCAACAGCUGCCUCAACCCGUUCCUCUAUGCCUUCUUUGACCUGCGCUUCCGCUCGCAGUGCCUGUGUCUGCUGAAUCUGAAGAAGGCCAUGCAUGGGCACAUGAGCUCCAUGUCUUCAACCCUCAGUGCCCAGACUCAAAAGUCGGAGGUGCAGUCGCUGGCCACCAAAGUGUGAGGGAACGAAAUGAGAAGAACAGAAAUCAUGAAGUUGAAGAAAAAAAACAUUGGGUUGAGGGGUUAAAAAGGUGGAAAUCUAUAAUUGACGGCUGGUCCGUUCUGAUGUGGUGAACUUAUGGACUUUGGAGAAAAUAUUUCUCUAUGUUGGUAAAUAACACUCAUAGUUUGGUGUACUCUACUGUAUUCAUGGAUGGAUUGCUGGAAUGAUGUGACUUUGUGUGUCUGCAUGUGUGAAUUCAUGUUCGUUGACAUCUAUUCGUCGACUUUGACUCGCUCAAAACACGCACACGCAGAACUAUUCAAGCAAACAGGAGGCCAGUUUUCUCGAAAAACAUUCAAAGUGAGCACAGUGAUGCUGCACUGAGGAUGAACUUGCUUGUGCUGCUGUAAGAGUGUGUGAUUGUGUUGAAGCCUAUAUACACUGGUGUAGAGAUGCAAAUUGUACAGUAUUUUCAUACUAUUUCUUUCUGCUAAGUUGCAAUGUUCAGACAUGUUCACAUUCAGUAUUUGUAGCACUUGUUAAAAGGAGAUAUAAAAAUUA
Sinocyclocheilus anshuiensis is the source of this 1431-nucleotide messenger RNA. Its product is annotated as apelin receptor A-like. Lineage: Eukaryota; Metazoa; Chordata; Actinopteri; Cypriniformes; Cyprinidae. Gene Ontology annotation, biological process: calcium-mediated signaling; G protein-coupled receptor signaling pathway; immune response. The record is from RefSeq and is a predicted model, not a curated record. Gene Ontology annotation, cellular component: external side of plasma membrane; membrane. Gene Ontology annotation, molecular function: C-C chemokine binding; C-C chemokine receptor activity. The transcript is spliced from 2 exons. The coding region runs from base 1 to 888 and encodes 295 amino acids.